AUGUAUAAGGAGCAAGUGAAGAAGAUGGGAGAAGAAUCACAGCAGCACCAGGAGCAGAAGGGUGAUGCCCCAACCUGUGGCAUCUGCCACAAAACAAAAUUUGCUGACGGCUGUGGCCAUAACUGUUCGUAUUGCCAAACUAAAUUCUGUGCACGCUGCGGAGGAAGAGUGUCUCUGCGGUCAAAUAAGGAGGACAAAGUGGUAAUGUGGGUAUGUAACUUGUGCCGAAAACAACAAGAAAUCCUCACAAAAUCAGGAGCCUGGUUCUAUAACAGCGGAUCCCACGCACCACAGCAGCCAGACCAAGAAGGAAUUCGAGCUCUGAGGAAUGAGGAAGCACCUCAAGAGAAGAAAGCAAAACUGCAGGAGCAUCCGCAGUACCAAGGACCUUCAGGUGACAUAUCCACACAAGCUUUGGACAAAAACAGAUCUCAAGGGCUCACAAGACAAGAGUCAAUUAAGAAUGGUUCAACAGUAAAGCAUCAAGUAACAAGUGACACAUCAGACAGGAAAAGAAGCCCUUCAAUAUCAAGAGAACAGAGCAGAAGAUACGACCAGAGGGACGAGAGAGACGAAUAUUCACAGUAUGCUACAUCAGACAGUGCGAUGCCCAGGUCACCAUCAGAUUAUUCAGAUAGGCGGUCACAGCGUGGGCCUCAGUUAUAUGAAGAACCUGAACUGGCUGAUUAUAGGGAUUCCAACAGAAGGAGCUGCAGGCGUUCCAAGGAGUAUCCGGUAGAAGAAGAAGAUGCACAAAGCAGGGAAGAAUAUGAAAGGCAAAGGAGAGAAGAGGAAUACCAGGCACGAUACCGAAGUGAUCCUAAUUUGGCUCGUUAUCCAGUCAAGCCACAGCCGUAUGAGGAACAAAUGCGUAUCCACGCUGAAGUGUCCCGAGCACGUCAUGAACGGAGACACAGCGAUGUCUCACUGGCAAAUACAGAGUUGGAAGAUUCUCGGAUGUCCAUGCUCAGGAUGGAACGGCCAUCAAGACAAAGAUCAGUGUCUGAGCGCAGGGCUGCCAUGGAAAAUCAACGUUCAUACUCUAUGGAAAGAACUCGAGAGGCUCAGGGACCAAGUCCCAAUCGUCAGAGGACCACAAAUCAUAGCCCUCCUACACCUAGGAGGAGUCCAAUUCCCCUGGAAAGACCAGACAUGAGGCGCUCUGAUUCUUUAAGGAAACAGCACCAUUUGGAUCCCAGUUCUGCUGUCCGGAAAACAAAACGUGAAAAGAUGGAGACCAUGUUACGGAAUGAUUCCCUCAGCUCAGAUCAGUCUGAAUCUGUCAGACCUCCACCACCAAAGCCCCAUAAAACGAAAAAAGGAGGUAAAAUGCGCCAGGUUUCAUUAAGUAGCUCAGAAGAAGAACUGGCAUCCACUCCAGAAUAUACAAGUUGUGAUGAUGUAGAGAUUGAAAGUGAAAGUGUUAGUGAAAAAGGAGACAUGGAAUACAACUGGUUGGACCAUACGUCUUGGCAUAGCAGUGAGGCAUCCCCAAUGUCUUUGCAUCCAGUAACUUGGCAACCAUCCAAAGAUGGAGAUCGUCUCAUUGGUCGGAUUUUGUUAAAUAAACGACUAAAAGAUGGAAGUGUGCCUAGAGAUUCAGGAGCAAUGCUUGGAUUGAAGGUAGUAGGAGGAAAGAUGACUGAAUCAGGUCGACUCUGCGCAUUUAUCACCAAAGUUAAAAAAGGAAGCUUAGCUGAUACAGUGGGGCAUCUUAGACCAGGUGAUGAAGUCUUAGAAUGGAAUGGAAGGAUACUACAAGGAGCCACCUUUGAGGAGGUGUAUAAUAUUAUUUUAGAAUCCAAACCUGAGCCACAAGUAGAACUAGUAGUUUCAAGACCAAUAGGGGACAUUCCCAGAAUACCUGACAGCACACAUGCACAGCUGGAGUCCAGUUCUAGUUCAUUUGAAUCUCAAAAAAUGGACCGACCUUCUAUUUCAGUGACUUCUCCUAUGAGUCCUGGCAUGUUAAGGGAUGUCCCACAGUUCUUGUCUGGACAACUUUCAAGCCAAAGCCUUAGUAGAAGAACAACGCCUUUUGUUCCUAGGGUUCAGAUAAAACUGUGGUAUGACAAGGUUGGUCAUCAGUUAAUAGUGACCAUACUGGGAGCAAAGGAUCUUCCUUCAAGGGAAGAUGGGAGGCCAAGGAAUCCUUAUGUUAAAAUUUACUUUCUUCCAGACAGAAGUGAUAAAAAUAAAAGAAGAACAAAAACAGUAAAGAAAACGUUGGAACCUAAGUGGAAUCAGACAUUUAUUUAUUCUCCAGUUCAUCGGAGAGAGUUUAGAGAACGAAUGUUAGAAAUCACUCUUUGGGACCAAGCACGAGUUCGAGAGGAAGAAAGUGAAUUUUUAGGAGAGAUUCUUAUUGAGUUAGAGACAGCAUUGCUAGAUGAUGAACCUCACUGGUACAAACUUCAAACACAUGAUGUCUCUUCAUUGCCACUUCCCCAUCCCUCACCAUAUUUGCCACGCAGACAACUCCAUGGCGAGAGUCCCACACGGAGGUUACAAAAUAAAGGCUUUUAUUCAUAUAAUUCAGGAUCCAAAAGAAUCAGUGACAGUGAAGUUUCUGAUUAUGACUGUGAUGAUGGAAUUGGUGUUGUUUCAGAUUACCGACAUAAUGGGAGAGAUCUUCAAAGUUCAACACUAUCAGUGCCAGAGCAAGUAAUGUCAUCUAAUCAUUGUUCUCGAUCAGGGUCCCCUCACCGCGGAGAUAGUAUAGGACGGACUAGAUCGUGGUCUCCCAGUGUCCCUCCCCCACAAAGUCGGAAUGUGGAUCAGGGACUGCGAGGGACUCGAUCUACUCCUGCGCAUUACAACACCCUGAACCGAAUGGACAGACACCGUGUCAUAGAUGACCACUACUCCCCAGACAGAGAGAGGAAUUGUGAAGCAGCAGAUAGACAGCCAUAUCAAAGAUCCAGAUCAACAGAGCAACGUCCUGUGCUAGAGCGGACCAACUCCCGCUCCCGAUCCACAGAGCGUCCUGACUCAAACCUCAUCAGGUCGAUGCCUUCAUUAAUGACUGGAAGAUCUGCCCCUCCUUCACCUGCCUUACCGAGGUCACAUCCUCGAACUGGGUCUGUCCAGACAAGUCCAUCAAGUACUCCAGUAGCAGGGCGAAGGGGCAGGCAGUUACCGCAGCUCCCACCCAAGGGGACGUUGGAGAGAAAAGAAGCGGAAUCAUCAAGGAGAACAAACUCAGAAGAAAAGAAAACAGAUCCAGAGAAUGGGGAUACAGGUGCAGUGGAUGUAGAAGAAAGGAGUCGCCAAAUGAAAAUGAACAAGUACAAACAGGUAGCAGGAUCAGAUUCCAGGCUGGAACAAGAUUAUCAUGCUAAGUAUCGGUCAGGGCGGGACCCUCACCGAGGCUCGGACAAUGUUUCCAAUAAGUCCUCGGACAGCGAUGUCAGCGAUGUCUCGGCCGUGUCCCGCACCAGCAGCGCUUCCCGUUUCAGCAGCACCAGCUACAUGUCUGUCCAGUCAGAGCGUCCGAGGGGAAACAAGAAAAUAAGUGUCUUUACAUCCAAAAUGCAAAGCAGACAGAUGGCCGUCUCAGGAAAGAACAUGACUAAGAGCACCAGCAUCAGUGGGGAGAUGUACACGCUGGAGAAGAACGAUGGCAGCCAGUCGGACACGGCAGUGGGCACUGUUGGUGGUGGCAGCAAAAAGAGACGCUCCAGCAUUGGUGCAAAGAUGGUCGCCAUCGUGGGGCUAUCAAGAAAAAGCCGUAGCACGUCACAACUCAGCCAAACUGAAGCAGGGGGCAAGAAGCUGCGGAGCACCGUCCAGAGGAGCACGGAGACAGGGCUGGCCGUGGAGAUGAGGAACUGGAUGACUCGCCAGGCGAGCCGGGAGUCAACGGAUGGGAGCAUGAACAGCUACAGCUCUGAGGGAAAUUUGAUCUUCCCUGGUGUGAGAUUGGCUGCAGACAGCCAGUUUAGUGAUUUUCUGGAUGGACUUGGUCCUGCUCAGCUUGUAGGACGACAGACUUUGGCAACGCCAUCAAUGGGAGAUAUUCAGGUGGGAAUGAUGGACAAGAAAGGACAACUGGAAGUAGAAAUAAUCCGAGCCCGUGGCCUUGUUGUAAAACCAGGUUCAAAGACACUGCCAGCACCAUAUGUAAAGGUGUAUCUAUUAGAAAAUGGAGUCUGCAUAGCCAAAAAGAAAACUAAGGUAGCAAGAAAAACGCUGGAACCACUUUAUCAGCAACUUCUAUCAUUUGAAGAAAGUCCCCAAGGGAAAGUUUUACAGAUAAUUGUUUGGGGAGACUAUGGACGUAUGGAUCACAAAUCAUUUAUGGGAGUGGCACAGAUACUUUUAGAUGAACUGGACCUGUCCAACAUGGUGAUUGGGUGGUUCAAACUUUUCCCUCCUUCUUCCCUAGUAGACCCAACCUUAGCUCCUCUCACUAGAAGAGCUUCCCAAUCAUCUCUUGAAAGUUCAACAGGACCUUCGUAUGCUCGCUCAUAGCAGCUGUGAAACUGUUGUCAUAGCAACCAGCGUUACAAAAAAAUAAAAUUACAGGUCGCAAACCCUGGUAACACUGCAUGCUUAAUGUUGUGUCUUCUGAGC
Messenger RNA from Pseudopodoces humilis (Tibetan ground-tit), 4575 nucleotides. NCBI's taxonomy places the organism in Eukaryota, Metazoa, Chordata, Aves, Passeriformes, Paridae. The record is from RefSeq and is a predicted model, not a curated record.